This is a messenger RNA of Iphiclides podalirius (scarce swallowtail), 846 nucleotides long. NCBI's taxonomy places the organism in Eukaryota, Metazoa, Arthropoda, Insecta, Lepidoptera, Papilionidae. The record is from the annotation of a GenBank genome assembly.
AUGGAGUCCUUGAUAAGAAAUCCAAUCAAAAGGAAAGUACCACUGAAGACCUAUGCAAUUUUGGCAGCAUUGACUCUUGGCACAAUGUCACUCUCUAAUUUAGCUCUAAGUUACCUCAAUUAUCCAACUCAACUGAUAUUCAAAAGUUGUAAGCUCAUUCCUGUGAUGAUAGGCAGUAUUAUUAUUUUGGGCAAGAGAUAUGGCUUUUUAGACUAUCUGGCUGCUAUUAUAAUGUGCAUUGGCUUGACAAUGUUCACUUUAGCGGAUUCGAAAACGUCGCCGAACUUCGAUGCUGUGGGUGUGCUGGUGAUAUCUCUGGCGCUGCUCUGCGACGCUAUAAUUGGAAACGUCCAAGAGAAGGCGAUGAGGCAGUUCCACGCCACCAACAACGAGGUGGUGUUCUAUUCGUAUGCUAUUGGAUGCUGCUACCUCCUGGCCAUUACGGGUGCCAGUGGGAUAUUCGUAGAUGGAUUUUCAUACUGCUCAAAGAACCCAGCGGCGAUGUACACAAACAUCUUCCUGCUGAGCGUGAGCGGCUACAUGGGCCUGCAGGCGGUGCUGACGCUGGUGAGGAUAUGCGGUGCGACGGUGGCGGUCACCGUCACCACGAUGAGGAAGGCGCUCUCCAUCAUCAUAUCGUUCCUCCUGUUCAGCAAGCCGUUCGUCUUCCAGUACGCGUGGUCGGGAAUGUUGGUUGGGCUGGCGAUAUAUUUGAACCAUUACAGCAAGAAGCACCCACAUUAUGUGCCCAUGCCGCUUCUCAUUUGUUGGCACUAUCUACAGUCUUUCUACCAAUCUGAAUAUAGGUAUCUUAGGAUGAAGAGCAAGAUAUACGCUGACACUGUA